CAGCAAUCCAGCACACUCCAGACAAGUUGAAAUGCAAGAGUAGGGAAAGGGUUCAGCAAGCGCGAACACUCAGCAAGUACACAACCUGUACCGCAGAUGCCUCGCUCACCGACCUCUGGUGAUUGCCCAAGCGGCGCCUACGCUUCCAGAUGGGACGCGCCGCCCUCCUCGCGCCGAAGGACAGGGUCACUGCGGUCAAAAUCUCCAGAAGGCCGUGAUCGCAACGAGAGCUCGGGACGCUACGAAAGUGUUCAUCGGUACCAUGGUGAUGAUGAUGAUGGGUGGCAAAGCUCAAGAGCUGGACCCUCGUCGCGGCCGUACAAUGGCCGCGAAGAGCGCAGCGACCGCUAUGUGCCUCCUCGCCGUCCGCGAUCAAGGUCGCCGGACUUUUCACGGGACAGAGCGAGAGAGCGGGCCCGGUACGAUGCAUCGGGGAAUGGCGGCGGUAGUGGUGCUAAUGUUGCGGCACCUCCAGGAGGAAUUGGGGAGAUGGAGACAGCGGAGGCGAAGCCGAAUUUCGAGCGCUCGGGGUUACUCGCGGCUGCUUCGAAUAAUGUGAACGGUGUCGCACUCAAGUACCACGAACCACCAGAUUCAAGAAAGCCUAAGAAGCAGUGGCGUCUCUACGUUUUCAAGGACGGCAAGGAGAUCGAUCUGCAUCACAUUUCUCGACAAUCGUGCUAUCUAUUUGGAAGAGACAGAGCGGUGGUGGAUAUUCCUAUCGAUCAUCCUUCCUGCUCGAAACAACAUGCGGUGCUGCAGUAUCGCCUUAUUGUUGAGCGCAACGAGUUUGGCGACGAGAAGCGAAGGGUAAAGCCAUUUUUGAUCGACCUCGAGUCUGCCAAUGGAUCGGCAGUGAACGACCAGGACAUCCCUCCAUCGCGUUACUACGAGCUCAAAAGCGGCGACACGAUUCACCUAGGAGCAAGCUCUCGAGAAUACGUGCUCCUUGCUGAAGAGUGAUGUAGCGAUGGCAUGGCAAUAUUCCGUCAGGUUAGAUUAGUCGAAGCUCUAAGCUCCCCUUUCUCAACUGUAGCAUACGGCCUGACGGCGUGAAGACAGUCCAGUCC
This is a messenger RNA of Tilletiaria anomala UBC 951, 1070 nucleotides long. RefSeq names its product SMAD/FHA domain-containing protein. The record is from RefSeq and is a predicted model, not a curated record. Lineage: Eukaryota; Fungi; Basidiomycota; Exobasidiomycetes; Georgefischeriales; Tilletiariaceae. Bases 490 to 963 code for a protein of 157 amino acids. The transcript is spliced from 3 exons. Gene Ontology annotation, cellular component: nucleus. Gene Ontology annotation, biological process: maintenance of RNA location; mRNA splicing, via spliceosome. Gene Ontology annotation, molecular function: mRNA binding; protein binding.